AUGGCUGCAAAUACGUCCCCAGGGGUUGUUGGAUCGCCCUCGAAGCCCAAUGUCUCUAAAAAAGGCCCGAAGAGCUCGACUGCGCAGUCCAAUCGCAAACAGACUGAUGUGUUAGAUCAGAAGGCGCUGGCGCUAGAGGAUGAAUUUAAGACGAAACAUCUCGGUGUGCUGGGAGUUUUGGGUUGGAUAAUGCUUCUACAUGUUGCAGGUAUAUACCUGUUCACAAAGGGAUUCCUUCUUACGCGCAUGGUUUUGGAGAAUAAAUCAUCAUGCGAUGUUUUACCCUUCGAAGAUGUCCUUGGUCAACCGCAGAGCGCGCUGGGAAAUCAGGAGAAGGGUUGUUGGCAUGAGAAGACUUUCGAUAAGGCUGUCGUUAUCAUUAUUGAUGCUCUUCGCUAUGAUUUCACGGUUCCCUUCGCUUCAAAGGAUGAGAGUGAAACUCCUCAUCUUUUCCAUGAUAAUAUCCCCGUGCUUUAUGAGACGGCUGUUCAGAACCCGGCUAAUGCUUUCCUUCUCCCUUUCAUUGCUGAUCCACCGACGACGACACUACAGCGUCUGAAGGGUCUAACUACUGGUACACUUCCUACCUUUAUCGACGCGGGUUCCAAUUUCGCCGGAACAGCCAUUGAUGAGGAUAAUCUCGUUGCUCAACUGCACCAUGCUGGGAAGAGCCUCGUCCAUCUAGGUGAUGAUACGUGGCAUUCGCUUUUCCCAGGGUACUUCAAUGAGAACCUUACCCAUGCCUAUGACUCGUUCAAUGUCUGGGAUCUGCACACGGUCGACAAUGGCGUCACAGAGCAUCUGUUCCCAUUGCUUAAUCGCGAGAACAGUACCAAGUGGGACGUGAUCUUUGGCCAUUAUCUCGGCGUGGACCACGCUGGUCACCGAUACGGUCCUAACCACGCGGCCAUGGCAUCCAAGCUACAAGAAAUGGACCGUGUCAUUCGCCAACUCAUCGCAGCUCUCGACGAUCAGACUCUCCUCGUCGUCAUGGGCGACCACGGCAUGGAUGCCAAGGGUGACCACGGCGGUGAGUCCGAUGACGAGGUUGAAGCUGCCUUGUGGAUGUACUCCAAGCGCGGUGUCUUCGGACGAACGAGCAAGGAUACACUUCUCCCACCCAAGUUCGCACGUGAUCGCUUCGUUCCUCAGAUCGAUCUCGUUCCCACUCUGUCCUUGCUCCUCGGAAUGCCUAUUCCAUUCAACAAUUUGGGAUCUCCAAUCGAAGAGGCUUUCUCUGGUGCUAGCGGUAACAACUGGGCCAACUUGGCUACUGUUAACCGUCUGACCUCCGCUCAGAUUAAGAGGUACCAACACCAGUAUGGUAUUGCCCGGGGUGCUGGUGACGACGAGGAGUCUAUGCUGCUUUUCUCUGCUGCCGAGGAUGAAUGGAAGUCUGCUUCUAAGAGCUUCUCGUCCAAGUCGAGUGCUGCGCGUUCUAGUAAUGAACUCUAUUGCAAGUAUCAGCGCCAUACUUUGGAUGUCUGCCGUGGCCUGUGGGCUCGCUUUGAUGUGCCGAGUAUGAUUCAGGGCGUUGUGAUUCUCUUUGCGGGAAUCAUUCUGUUGGUUAUAUACGCACGAGGUCUCAAGAUGGAUCGGACCCAGCUUACUGCUCGCUUACUUUCACUCGCGGGUGCUGGUGCUGGCGUUGGUGCCAUUUCUGGUAUCGCUUUGGGAUUGGUAGGCUUGACUGAGAUGACCGUCAUUGAUUCUGCUGUCCUUCUGGCAGCCUCUGGAAGUAUUAUUGGAGCUUUGCCGGCUAUUGUCACGAAGCCGGCGAACUUGACUGUGCCUCUUCCCAAUGGUAUGUGGGGUUGCCUCGCGUUUUUCUUCACUGUUUCUCAGUCUCUUGGAUUCGCUUCCAACUCAUACACCAUCUGGGAAGAUGAAAUUCUGCUCUUCUUUCUUACCACGUUUGGUGUAUGCGCUGGUAUCUCCUCCAUGCGCCAGAAGCAGACCACCGAUCGUGUUCUCGGCGUUUACCACUCUGUCCUCUUCGUGAUCCUUGGUCGUGUUGCAUCUUUCUCCCGCCUCUGUCGUGAAGAGCAGAUGCCCUUCUGCCGCUCGACCUAUUACGCCUCUUCAACCAGCUCCAUCUCUGCCCCUUGGCAGCUCGCUAUUCCUUUCCUGGUCACCCUCUUCCUCCCAAGUGUAGUCCGCUCCUUCUACACCGGCUCGAAGUCCUACGAAGGGGCUGCCUCACUCUGGAUCGGCUUCGCCUUCCGCCUAGGCCUCUUCAUCACCUCCCUCUUCUGGAUGCUUGAAGGCGCCGACGACGGCGAAUGGCUCCCUCUCUCCAAAGAAACUCUCAAAUCCGUGCGCGUCUUCCUCGCCCAACUUGUCAUGGCCCUAGCCUUCGCAGCCGGCACAGGUGCAUACCUCUACUCGAAGCCUUGCGUCACCAUAAGCGUAACAAAACAACCGGAAGAUCCGAAUGCCCCCCCAGCCCCCAUAAUAGCAGGUCAACAGCAAGGCCCCCGAACAACAGUGACAAUCCUCGGUUUCGGCAACGUCCACGGAACCCGCUUCUUCUUCCUAGUCAUCAACUUUGCACUCGCAACCAUCCUUAUGCAAAAACCAAUGGGCCAGGGCGCCAUCGCCCUCCUCCUCUGCCAGAUCCUCUCCCUCCUUGAAAUCCUGGACACAAACUCCCUGACCAUGUCCAACUCCUCCAUCGGCCCAAUCAUUCUCGGCGUCCUGGGCUCCUUUUACUUCUUCAAAACAGGCCACCAGGCUACUCUCAGCUCGAUCCAAUGGGAAACGGCUUUCAUUCCACUUUCCACUAUCAAAUACCCCUGGUCUCCGCUCCUCGUUGCGCUCAAUACCUUCGGUGCUCAAAUCUUAGCCGCAAUCGCCGUUCCCCUCACCGUCCUCUGGAAACGGCCUUUGCAGACCCAUGACCGUGUGCCUGCGUCUGAAACAUCCAAGAAUCCCGCUACGAGGCUUCUCUCCGAUGUCGUUCAGGCUGCUAGUACGCACAUCCUCUACCUGGCGACCAUUAAUCUCGCUACCACUAUGUGGGCUGGCCAUCUCCGCCGCCAUCUCAUGCUCUAUCGGAUCUUCAGUCCGCGGUUCAUGAUGGGAUCGGUAGUGCUGGCGGUUGUGGAUGUUGUCCUCAUGGUUGUUGCCGUCGGUGGUGUGAGAUGGAGUACGCUUAGUGUUGGUGAGGUCUUUGGUUGGUGA
Messenger RNA from Penicillium nucicola, 3183 nucleotides. Its product is annotated as mannose-ethanolamine phosphotransferase GPI13. Gene Ontology annotation, molecular function: mannose-ethanolamine phosphotransferase activity. The coding region runs from base 1 to 3183 and encodes 1060 amino acids. The transcript is spliced from 2 exons. Gene Ontology annotation, cellular component: endoplasmic reticulum membrane. The record is from RefSeq and is a predicted model, not a curated record. Gene Ontology annotation, biological process: GPI anchor biosynthetic process. NCBI's taxonomy places the organism in Eukaryota, Fungi, Ascomycota, Eurotiomycetes, Eurotiales, Aspergillaceae.